Cladocopium goreaui is the source of this 1577-nucleotide messenger RNA. The record is from the annotation of a GenBank genome assembly. Lineage: Eukaryota; Dinophyceae; Suessiales; Symbiodiniaceae.
CUUGGCUCAAGAAAACGGGUGGUUUCAAACGCGGUUCGAGCUGCGCGCAAAAAGCGAAAGGACCAGGUGAGGAAAAACCCAUGGCGGAAUGUCAGAAGGUCUGCUUCGAUGAGGAAGUCAUCGAAGAAGGCAGAUUUCAAGAAGUUGGGCAAGGUAUGGGCGACUAUGCCUACGCGGCGCAGCAUGUUGGCAAAAACCAGGGCAACCUGAUGCGUGUAGAGGCCAAGAAAGGAUACCGUUGCAGCAACUUUUGCCAGGUGUGCUUGUGCUUGGCAGUGCUGGCGUUGUUCAUUGGGCUGCUCCUGUGGCUCACCACUGCUCCAGUUUUUGACUUUGGUCACAGCCCGGGUCACAGCGAGACGAACUUCGAUGAUACUCAGGGCCACGACUUCGACUGUAACCAGGGCUACGAUGACUGGGAUAAGCAGUGGAACCUCGCGAAGAAACAGUUUUGCUGCGAGCAUCGUGGCAGGGGCUGCGAACACGCCAACUUCGACUGUGUGGGCUCUCCCAACAACUGGGAAUUGGAUCACCGCGUCCGAUGCUGCGACAAGGGCGUGAAGGAGGCGUGUGUUCCAAAAGCCCAUCCCUACAACUGCAACGCAGGACUCACUAAUUGGAAACAUGGCUGGUCCUUCGGCAAAAAGAAGUGGUGCUGCGAGAAGGAAAAGGUGGGUUGCGCAGAGGCUCCGCAUCCGGGACAUCAUCCCGUACAUGUGGUGCACGUGCACCACGUUCAUCCCUUGCAUCACUCUCACAUGGUUCCAGUGCCAGCGCCUGCGCCCUUCCACUACCAUGACUACCAUGCCGUCCAUGUGCCAGCGCGCCAUGUCCCCUACCACUGCGAUGUGGGGUUGAGCCAGUGGACCGUUUUGUGGUCUGGCGCCAAGAAGGCCUACUGUUGCAGCAAGCAUUCGGUCUUUUGCGGAGGAGCUGGCUUCGGUGGCCAUUAUGAUCACUCUCACUCCUACGUGACCUAUUCGGACAGUCCGCACUUCACCCACGCCGACGCCUACCACGGCCAUGCUGGCUAUGGCUACUACACCGGUGACCAUAGCUACAGCUACGGCCACGGCGGCAGCUAUGGUGAGGACGGCUACAGCUAUGGCAGCUAUGGUCAUGGACAUUUCUCGCACGGCGGAAGCUUUGGUCAUGGGCACUAUUCCCAUCAUGGUGGUAGCUAUAGUGCGAGCAUUCCCAGCUGUGGCGAGAGCGUGGCCCACAAGUGCCCUUCUGAUUGGGCUACUGGAACGGGUGGAUUCCACUGCUUGCAUCAGCUGGCACGACAGACCAGCCACAAGGCCUACCUGAAGUCGGGAGGUGCCUGUCGGCCGGCCAAGCAGGGACCCUUCCCCUUCAACGACUGUCAGGACCAGUGCCGAAUCGGAUCCCCUCACAGGCAAGUAGAAAAAUAGCCACAGGCGGGUGGCAAGAUGGGAGAUUCGAGAUGUGAACCCUUUGGGCCCAUGGUGCAAGGCAAGGCAGGCCUCUAAAAGGGGCCCUGAUGUGCCGGUGCCGUGUAUGCAUGACGACUGCUGGGCCAGCUGAUGGUUUUCCACCUGAGAGCCAGAGAUUUG